Molecule: messenger RNA, 848 nt
Organism: Schistocerca nitens (vagrant locust)
Lineage: Eukaryota; Metazoa; Arthropoda; Insecta; Orthoptera; Acrididae
Product: cuticle protein 18.6-like
Exons: 2
Coding region: 21-755 (244 amino acids)
Cellular component (GO): extracellular matrix
Source: RefSeq, a predicted model, not a curated record
ACCAACCACCCACUGACGACAUGGCUUCAAAGGUUAUCAUUUUCGUGGUGACACUGUCGCUGGCCAACGCUGGAUACCUGGGAGCUCCGGCAGUACUCGCUCCAGCAGCCCCCAUCGCCAGGGCGUACGCCCCCGCCAUAGCUGCCGCCCCCAUUGCUGCUGUCCCCAUCGCCAGGGCGUACGCCCCCGCCAUCGCUGCCGCCCCCAUUGUUGCUGCUCCCAUCGCCAGGGCCUAUGCGCCAGCUAUUGCCGCCGCUCCAGCCGCGGUCGCCGCGGAGUACGACCCACACCCCGAGUACAGCUUCAGCUACAGUGUAAACGACGCCAUCACUGGAGACUCCAAGGCCCAGCACGAGACCCGCAGCGGUGACGUCGUCCAGGGCAGCUACAGCCUGGCCGAACCCGACGGUUCCAUCCGCACCGUCGACUACACGGCUGACCCCGUCAACGGCUUCAACGCCGUCGUGCACAAGGAAGCCGGCGCCCACCCUGCCGUGGCCGCCGCUCCCGCCCCCGUGGCGCUCGCCGCCCCCGCUAUCGCCGCCGCCCCCGCUAUUGCCGCCGCCCCUGCCCUGGCCUAUGGCGCCGGGCUUGGCUACGGCUACGCCGCGGCCGCUCCCAUCGCUGCGGCGGCCAUUGCUGCACCCGCCAUUGCUGCAGCCCCCAUAGCCAGGGCAGCUAUUGCUGCGCCAGCUCUCGCCUACGGUGGAUACGGCUAUGGCAGUCUGGGAUACACUAAAGCCAUAUUUGGCUAAACUGCACCUCACCAAAUUUGCGCCGAAUAAUUCAUGAAAGUUUCCAUUGAUCAUAUGUCCAUUCUUACAUGUAAAUAAACCAUUUUCUAUUCA